AUGACAAAUGUACCCCAGAAACGAAAGAAGGUAGAGAGUGAUGAUGAGGACGAGAUUGUCAAAGAUGGCAGCCUCACAUCGGCUGCUGAGAAUUUCUUCGAGGCGCUGUCUGAGGCCGGCAUCACUCACUGCUUCGUCAACCUGGGGAGCGACCAUCCCGCGAUGUUGGAAGCGAUGAUCAAGGCUAAGCAAGAAGACAAAACCAAUUUCCCAAACAUCAUUACUUGCCCUUCUGAGCUAGUUGCGCUUUCAGCUGCACUGGGAUAUGCUCAAGCUACAGGAGUUCCGCAAUGCGUAAUUGUCCACGUUGACUGCGGCACUCUGGCUAUGGGACAGUCCAUACAUAACGCAUCCGUUAGCAGAGUUCCUGUCCUGUGCUUCGCUGGCUUGAGUCCUUUUACCCAGAAUGGUGAAAUGCUGGGUUCCAGAACAGAGUUUAUUCAUUGGCUGCAAGACGUACCCGAUCAAGCAGCAAUUGUCCGACAAUACUGCAGAUACACAGGUGAAAUAAAGACCGGACGUAAUAUCAAGCAGAUGGUUUCGCGGGCUUUGCAGUUUGCUACAUCUGACCCGAAGGGUCCAGCAUAUCUAAUGGCUGCGAGAGAGGUGCUCGAAGAGCGCGUGGGAAAAGAAAUCCUAGAUGGGGAAAUUCUCAGUUCAAUCACUCCAAGUGCAUUGCCAGAGCAAGAGGUGGAAUUAAUCGCCAAGUCACUUAUGGACGCAAAGCGACCGCUUGUCAUCACAAGUUAUCUUGGUCGGAAUCUUAAAGCGCCGGCCCUCUUGGCUGAGCUUUGUGAUAAACUUCCAAUCACCGUCGUGGAGAUGGUCGGCUCUGACAUUUCGCUGCGAAGUGACCAUGAAGCAUAUCGCGGUGUUACCGUCACUACUCACCCGGAAGUUCUUGAAGCUGAUGUUAUUCUUAUUCUUGAUUGUGAUGUGCCAUGGAUUCCGACUGCUGGGAAGCCUCGUGCGGGUAAGGAUGCCCAGGAAGCAAUGUUGGGUUAUGUUCUGACCGGAACUACAGGCACGAAGAUAUUCCAUCUAGAUGUCGAUCCGCUGAAGCAACAGAUGCCACUCUUUUCAAUUAACGCCACUCGCAAGCUCAAGGUUGGCUGUGGAAUUGCACUUGAGCAAAUCAAUGCUUUCCUAGAUAAACAGAACAUCAAUCGGGCUAAGUAUACCAUGGAGUUUGAGGAGCGGUCAAAGAACUACAAAACUUGGAGGGGAGCCCUACAAACACUUGAAUCGCCAUCUUCCGAUGGUGUAGUCAGUGUGCCAUAUCUGGCAUCUAGACUGCGAGGUUCUCUCCCUCAAGACACUAUUUACGUUUUGGAGGCUGUAACUAAUGUCGGACAUCUCAUCCACCAUUUGAACUUGACCAAGCCAGGAAGUUUGGUUGCCAGCGGCGCAGGUGGCCUAGGAUGGGGAGGUGGUGCAGCACUGGGCGUCAAGCUAGGCAAGCCAGGUUCAUUCAUAUGUGCAAUAGUCGGUGACGGAGUUUACCUAUUCUCACAGAUGGAAAGUGUCUAUUGGAUCGCCAGACGCUAUGGUAUUCCCUUCCUCCUCAUUGUGCUCAAUAACGGCGGAUGGAACGCACCAAAGGUGUCUGCGCUUCUGGUCCACAAGAACGGGUUAUCAUCGAAGUCAAAUAGACGAGAUCUCAAUAUCUCGUUUGAGCCUUCUCCCGAUUACCCCGGUAUUGCCGCUGCAGCUGGUAAGGCGUGGGGUAAGACAGUUACCACGCAAAGCGAGCUUGAUCCUACUAUCAAGGAGGCGACGGAUAUUGUUCAGAGUGGGAAAUGUGCUGUUAUUGAGGUUUCUGUUCCGUCUAUGUGGAAGGAGAACUAG
Molecule: messenger RNA, 1848 nt
Organism: Penicillium hordei
Lineage: Eukaryota; Fungi; Ascomycota; Eurotiomycetes; Eurotiales; Aspergillaceae
Exons: 13
Coding region: 1-1848 (615 amino acids)
Biological process (GO): L-valine biosynthetic process
Cellular component (GO): acetolactate synthase complex; mitochondrion
Molecular function (GO): flavin adenine dinucleotide binding; thiamine pyrophosphate binding; acetolactate synthase activity
Source: RefSeq, a predicted model, not a curated record